GGGAAGACGGUCUCUUUUCAGGCGGCCACCCUCCUUAAACCAAAAAAAACAACCCCAAACGCGUUGCCAUAGAAUGGAUUACAGAUCACAGCGACCACCCGAACUCGUGGUAUAUGCCACACACUCUCAGCAGCAAGCUCCGCACAAGCUCAGCGAGGGAUCUCAAACACCGCGAUACUUGCAACUAUCCCGCGCUUUGUGUUACAGGCCUCUGGGGAAGAGACCAAGAUGGCUCCGCCCAUAUGGGAAAAACACAAAAAAACAAAAAAACCCACAAAACCCUCCCCCAAGCUUUUGUUCUCGCGAGAUCCCGCUGACGGUUCAGGGGCCCGUUCUCGCGGGAUAUUCCGAGUUAGGUUUGCAACGAGCUUUAGGCUGCAGAGGAAAGUCCAGGAAAAACAGAGAAAGGAAGGCGUUGUCAUGGCCGUGUGUUGUCUUCUUUCGGAGGCGGCGGCGGCGGCGGAGCCCGAGACGACUUGGUGAGCGCUGCCUUGCCAGCCAUACACAGCGCCCUCGGAUUCUGCCGCUGCCUCACAGAUGGUGUCCAGGAGAAAGAUGUCUUGCCCCUUCUCCAGAUAAUGGAAAGCUUUGUGAAGCAAGCAUAAAAUCUGUCACUGUGGAUGAAAAUGGAAAGUCAUUUGCAGUCAUUUUAUAUUCAGAUUCUCUAGAAAGGAAAGUACCUCUUAGAAGACUUCAAGAAGUGAAAUCUGUUAAAGAUUGCUCCAGGAGUUUUAUAUUUGAUGAUGAAGAUUUGGAAAAACCUUAUUUCCCAGAUCGAAAAUUUCCAUCAUCUGCUAUUGCUUUUAAAUUAUCUGAAGAUGGAGACUGUAUUCCUCACACUAUUAAUAGGUAUUUGAGAGACUACCAAAGGGAAGGAGCCCAGUUUCUAUAUGGACAUUACAUCCAAGGAAGAGGGUGUAUUCUUGGUGAUGACAUGGGACUUGGAAAAACAGUACAGGUUAUUUCAUUCCUGGCUGCAGUUUUGCAUAAAAAGGGAACUCGUGAAGAUAUUGAAAAUAACAUGCCGGAGUUUUUACUAAGAAGUAUGAAAAAGGAAACCCCUUCUUGUACAGCAAGAAAGAUGUUCUUAAUAGUUGCUCCUCUUUCUGUCCUCUACAACUGGAGGGAUGAAUUGGACACCUGGGGAUAUUUCAGAGUCAUUAUUUUACACGGUAACAAAAAAGACAAUGAACUGAUUCGUGUAAAGCAGAGGAAAUGUGAAAUUGCUUUAACAACUUAUGAAACACUGCGUUUAUAUCUGGAUGAAUUUAACAGUUUGGAAUGGUCAGCCGUGAUUGUGGAUGAAGCUCAUAGAAUCAAGAAUCCAAAUGCUAGAGUAACAGAAGUUAUGAAAGCUUUAAAAUGCAAUGUCCGCAUUGGCCUCACUGGAACCAUUCUUCAAAACAACAUGAAGGAACUGUGGUGUGUGAUGGACUGGGCUGUGCCAGGACUUUUAGGUAGCAGGAUCCACUUUAAGAAGCAGUUUUCUGACCCAGUAGAACACGGUCAAAGACACACGGCAACGAAAAGAGAGCUAGCUACUGGCCGAAAAGCCAUGCGCAGAUUGGGAAAAAAGAUGUCUGGUUGGUUUCUUAGGCGUACCAAGACUCUCAUCAAGGAUCAGUUGCCUAAGAAGGAAGACCGGAUAGUGUAUUGUUCUCUGACAGAUUUCCAGAAAGCUGUCUAUCAAACAGUGUUAGAAACAGAAGAUAUAACUUUAAUACUUCAGUCUUCUGAACCUUGUACCUGUGGCAGUGGCCGAAAAGGGAGAAAUUGUUGUUAUAAGAUCAAUUCACAAGGUGAAACAGUGAAAACCUUGUAUUUCAGUUACCUUGCAGUCCUUCAGAAAGUAGCUAACCAUGUCGCUCUACUUCAGGCUGCGAGUACUUCUGAACAGCAGAAAACACUUAUCAACAACAUAUGUGAUCGAGUAUUUUCCAGAUUCCCAGAUUUUGUUCAGAAAAGCAAAGAUGCAGCCUUUGAAACAAUUUCUGACCCCAAAUACAGUGGGAAAAUGAAGGUCCUUCAGCAGCUUUUAAAUCACUGCAGAAAAAACAGAGAUAAAGUUCUUCUUUUCUCCUUUUCCACCAAGUUGCUUGAUGUGCUGCAGCAGUACUGUAUGGCAGCUGGGCUCGAUUUCCGACGACUUGACGGGAGUACAAAGUCAGAGGAAAGAAUCAAGAUCGUGAAGGAGUUCAACAGUGCACAAGAUGUUAAUAUUUGCCUCGUCUCCACAAUGGCUGGUGGACUAGGCCUCAAUUUUGUUGGUGCCAAUGUUGUUGUAUUAUUUGACCCUACUUGGAAUCCAGCCAAUGAUCUUCAAGCCAUUGACAGAGCAUAUAGGAUUGGACAAUGCAGAGAUGUAAAAGUGCUUAGGCUGAUAUCCUUGGGAACUGUGGAGGAGAUCAUGUACUUACGACAGGUGUACAAGCAGCAACUGCACUGUGUGGUGGUUGGAAGUGAAAAUGCCAAGCGGUAUUUUGAAGCAGUUCAAGGAUCAAAAGAGCACCAGGGAGAGCUUUUCGGGAUCCAUAAUCUCUUCAAACUAAGGUCCCAAGGGUCCUGCCUUACGAGGGACAUUCUGGAGAGAGAAGGCCAAGUGGAAGCAGGGAUCAUGACAGCCACAACGUGGUGGAGAGAGGGUCCUCCAGCUCACAAGCAAGAAAUGCCUAGGGAGCCUGACUGUCAAGAAUACAGAGGUCCAGAACAACCUGCAGAACCACUGACAGAAGAAGCCUGUGAUCUCUGCAGUGAUUUUAGUGAUGAGGAAUCAGUGGGAAACUCAAGAAUAAAGACUGCUAAGAGCAAAGCAUCUCAUUCAAGUAAAGCUUCAGGUGUUCCAGGACAGCUCACCUUACUCCAGUGUGGCUUUUCUAAAUUGUUUGAGACAAAUUAUAAAGCAGUUGAGGAUAGUAAUGAAGAUGAUGCCUCUGAUGGUGAAAGUUCUGAUGAGCAGCCCACAUGCCAUUUCACAGAAGCCGUAGAUGAUAGGAUAGUUGGCUGUCAGAAAAGUCAGAACUCUCGUGGUCCUUUAGAACAUCAGAAAAAAGCUGGCAUCAUAAAUCCAAAUGAAAAAUUUAUUUUUGAUAAAAGUGAGAAGACUUUAAAACAAAAUAUUUCUUCUGAGUCUUCUGGUGAAAAAAAAUUUAAAAAUCCAAUUGAACACCAGAAUGUCACAGAAUCAGAAGACAGUGAUGUCAUCUUUCCCACACAAUAUGCAACUCAGAGAUUCCCUAAGUGUAGUAUAAGGUUUAAGCCACCAUUGGAUGGAUCCGAAGAUUCUGAAACAGAUAACGCUGUAAAACUAAAGAAUGAUGAUGAUACAAAAACCGAUGUCAGGGGAAACGGACCAAUUUCAAAAAAAUUAAAUCCUGAAAGCAUUACUCUGAAAUCCGUCAUGAAGAGGAAAGGCACUAGUGAUAUUAGUGAUGAAUCUGAUGACAUUGAAAUAACGUCCAGGUCAAGAGUAAGAAAGCAAAGAGCUACUAGUUCUUUGAGGCUUAAGAAAGAAAAGGAAAGCAAAAGCAAACUUUACAGUUUUCCUCAAACAACAAAGAAAACAAACCAAGUGUACACAACAGGCAAGGGUUGUAACUCUCUGGCUAUCGAUGAGUUUUCAUCCUCAGAUGAUGAUUUAUCCGUCAGCCACAUCAGUUCCUCCAGACAGAGCCGUAGACCAAAAAUUACAAAAGAUACAAUCAGUUUCUCCUCAAAAUUGCCUAACCGCAAUAAGAAAAAUACCACUUUCAUAUCAAGAAAACAAAUGAAAUUUUCAAAUGAGAGGAUUGUGAGUCAAGAGCAGAUACAUGAAUCAGUGGAUAAAUUUUUAGAUGGUGUCCAGGAAGUGGCUUACGUCCACUCAAACCAGAAUGUCAUUGGAUCAAGCAAAGCUGAAAAUCACAUGAGCCGAUGGGCUGCACGUGAUGUAUUUGAAUUGAAGCAGUUUUCCCAGCUUCCUGCUAACGUAGCCAUUUGCAGUUCUAAGGUUUCUAAUAUUCCCUUCGAAGCCGUAUCUCCCCCAACACACAUAUACCAACUUAAAAUCACUGCAGUGGACCCUUUUCAGACAUACCAAGAAAAAAUCAAGAAAGAUACAUCGACAUACACAAAGAAAGGCCAACAACCAGGUAAAGGAGACAUUUCCUUUCCCUUUUACAUUUCAUACCCUGUAAGCCAGAAGAAGAAAAAAGUCUACCGUACAGACCAGACCACCUUCAUAAUUGGAGAAACGCCAAAAAGGAUUCGCAGAAAACAAUUUGAAGAAAUGGCUUCUUACUUUAACAUAUCUUCUGUAAAGGAAUUUGCUGAGCAUAUAACUAAUGGCACAUCAGAAGAACGACAGAAAAUUCUAAGAGACUUUUACGGUUCUCAGUAUCCAGAAAUAAAAGAUUUUUUUGUGGAUUCUGCUUCAAAAUUAAUCAAAUCUGCCCAUGAGAAAGGAGAGAAAAUCAGGAAUAAAUCUGAAGAAAGAGAAUCUCUUAUGAAGGAAGAACUGUCAGACUCUGAAACUUUGUCCUUUAAAGAUUCUACCAAGAAAAUUUCUCAAAUUUGCAGCCCAAAACUAUAUAAAGAAAAAUCAAUCAAGCUUCAAAGUUAUGAUUUCUGUGGAGAAGCGGUGUUUUCUAAUGAUACAGAAACUGAGAAAUUACCUGUCAGCUCUACCCAAGAGAUUGACGAUGGGCUAAAAAGCCAAUUAUCCAAAGAUACUGUAGCAUCUUGUUCCCCGAACUGUAAGUCUGAAGUAUGUGAGAGAAAGUUUGAAAAUACCAUGAAAGACCAACAGGACUUAACAAAAAUAGAUAUUUCAAGAAAUGGACCCCUUUUCAAAUCAGAAACCAAAAAGAUAGACAAUCCAACAUUAGGAAACAUUUCUAUGGGAGAGUUACUUGGUGACACCUCUAUUCUUGAUGACCUCUUUAAAAGUCAUGGGAACAGCCUCACACGCCUGCCAAAGAAAGUUCUUUCAAGGCCCAUGGAAAAAUCAAAACAGAGGCCAAAAGAUUUCUGGGACAUACUGAAUGAGCAGAAUGACGACAGUCUUAGUAAACUCACCGACUUGGCAGUAAUAGAAACUUUAUGUGAAAAAGUGCCCCUUGCCACAUCCUCCAAAAGGAAAGAAGAGCUAGAAACUUCUCUUUGGAAAUCAAACAAGAAAUUUUUGUGGAAAAAACGUAACUCAAGUGAUACAGAUGAAAACACAACCAGUACGUAGAAUAAUGUGUAAACAUACAAAUGAAUUACUACACCAGUGAACUUCUGCCACACAUGUUUACAGCACUGUAUUCCACACAAAUUAUAUUACCUUAAACAUAGUUGUCAACGUGUAUUUUUAUUAAACCCUUGCUGUAGGGUAUUUUUAAGUCUACAACGUUGUUAUGUGUUGUUUUGACUAUAUUGUAAUAUAAACCUCUUAUGAAAUGGAAGAUUCUAGAUUUGUAGUCAGAGACUUAGGGCAUCACACUUAUUUUGUAAUUAUAUGACCUUAGAUAAGUCACUUACCCUUUGUGUGCCUUCAUUUUUUAAUGUGAAAGAUGAAGGGUUUGAACUAGAGCAUCAUGAGUGUCCUUCUAGUUUAAAAAAGUUUCAAUUCACCCUCCCAGAUAACAUUAAAUCAUAGGCCAAAUCAUGCCCACCCCAAAACCAAGUGUACAUUGAUAUGUUUCUUAUGUUUUUUUCUUACUAGCAUUUGGAAAAUCACUAAAUUGUUUUCCUUAUCCUUCAGUAUCAUGUUUUACUAUGAUUACGUUAUUUUAGGUAAAAGUCAUAACUGGUACUGUAUGGCCAUUUGUUAAGAUAAUUUAUAACAGUUGUAUAACUUUACUAAUACUAAAGUAAUAUGCUUACUGCCAUUAGCCACAGAAUGUUAGUGCUCUGAUUUUUAUACAACUAUGAUUUAAUUAAUAUAAAUAAAGAUUUGUAUAGUGCCUUUGUAUUAAGUAUGAAGAAUGAGUAAUCAAUUUAUUUUAUUUGGAACUGUUAUAUUUUGUUAAAUUUAAUGUAUAUGGUUUAUAACCAAACUAGAAAGAGUCAUAGUUGAAUUUAUUUAGAAACUCACUCUCGGUCCGUGUGUGCUGGGCACGUGUGGGUGUUGUGCGUACAGUGCGUACCAUGUUUUACCAUGCUAGGAGCUCAGGAUGUACAGAGAGGCACUGCUAAGUGUGAAAGAAAGGAUAUCAUGUCUGCAAAGAAUCAUGUCCAUAAAGCCCCUCGCAUCGUGCCUGGCAAGUUGUAGGCAGGGACCUGACGCUUCUACCGACCCACGUUCAGAUGGACUGCCGCACCUUUCCCACAGUUGAGCUCUCAGGGCUGUGAUAGGAGGAAAAGCCCACCAAGAAAAUGGCAGUGAACCAAGAAAUGAUCCUGCUCAGCGACCAUUGUUACUAUGCUGAAGGAAAUGGACCUUUGGCAUACUCAGGAUGUGGACAAAUUGCUCAGAAAUGGAAACAAAAAAACAUUUUUUUCUCAAGGGACUGAUGGCCAAGUAAGUUUUCCUUUAGGGCAGUGUUUUGCCCUAGAGAAAUGUGACCCUAAGUAAGAAAUCUAUUUUAUGUUGGGGCACAGUUCGUUUGUGCACAUAUGUAUAUAUGCUUGAAAUAAAAUGUUUAUGAAAGUAUUUAUAUGCAACACACUUUUAUAUUAUUCUUUUCUAUUCCAUUUCAGGCAUUUGUUUGUUUUUGUUUUGAUGAGCUCAUAAUCCAUUAAAUUGAUUUCAGGACCCACUAAUGAUUGGGAACCACAGUUUGAAAAACACUGCUUUAGGUUAUACAGUAUUAGUCAUUUUGUUUGCUUCUUGGCAGCUGCAUUGUAUCCAGAGUUAUUGAUGCUACAUUCUGUCAUUGCAGGCCUUUCUAGAAAAAUAAUGGGUAAUGUAGUCUGUGGAAGACUUGGCACGUACAGGUCAUUAGCUCACUAUGUGCUCCACUGUAUGAGGAUUUUUGAUAAGCAAAGAGGUCCCUCUGCCAUCUCAUUGUAUAGACGGACAGUAUAUUUCAGAUAUUUUAAUAAAAGUACAUCCUUCAUAAAAUACCUUUUAAAAUUUUUACAUAGACAUGACCUUAGAAUCAUAAAAUGAUAUUCAUGCAAAUAUUAGCUCUAUAUUCUUCAUAUAUAAAGAAAUGCUAUUAUAGAGUUUUACCAGCGAUUGUCAAAUUGGGAGCAAAAAUGCAGGCCUGGAGUUUAAAAAUUAGUUUUCAGUGGUUGUCAGGGAAACAUUCGUCCUUAUUAUCACACAGAAAUAGUGUGCCAAGCAGAGUCUGGAGCCCAGUAUCAAAAGGAGACAGUCUGUCAGAGAGUUUUGAAAGGAAGCUGCCAUGGUUAACUUUCCCUACAGUGGGACAGUGGAAAGAGGUUGGCUCAACCACUAACGAGUCUGGGAGCAGGCCCCAUGAGGAUCCGACAGUAAGAAUCCUUCCCACCUCUACCUCACUGGUGCCGUGCUACCAAACUCGGCCAACUAAAUGUGUCGCCCAGGGCGAAUCCCUUAGCUUCUUCCAGCCUCAGUUUCCCCUUGUUUAAAUUAGAGGUGGACUAGAUUGGUGGUGUUCAAGAAUUUUUUUUUUAAACUGAACUUCAUCUUAAUCAGAACCUCAGUUACUUAACGGCAAUUAAAAAUGGAGGUCUGCAGGAUCACAACAGAGGGUUUGGGACAGAGCUGGAGAAGGAUGUAGAACAAAAUUGUAACACACAAAAGACCAGAUUUACU
Molecule: messenger RNA, 7702 nt
Organism: Trichechus manatus latirostris (Florida manatee)
Lineage: Eukaryota; Metazoa; Chordata; Mammalia; Sirenia; Trichechidae
Gene: ERCC6L2
Product: ERCC excision repair 6 like 2
Exons: 20
Coding region: 74-5212 (1712 amino acids)
Molecular function (GO): ATP-dependent chromatin remodeler activity; ATP binding
Source: RefSeq, a predicted model, not a curated record